Molecule: messenger RNA, 457 nt
Organism: Acanthisitta chloris (rifleman)
Lineage: Eukaryota; Metazoa; Chordata; Aves; Passeriformes; Acanthisittidae
Product: cyclic AMP-dependent transcription factor ATF-7-like
Exons: 4
Biological process (GO): regulation of transcription by RNA polymerase II
Molecular function (GO): DNA-binding transcription factor activity, RNA polymerase II-specific; cAMP response element binding
Source: RefSeq, a predicted model, not a curated record
GUCUCCCACAGCUUCCCUCCCCCUCGUCGUGCAGCUUGCGAACGGCCAGACCAUGCCUGUGCUCCCUGGCCCCCCCGUGCAGAUGCCUUCUGUCAUUUCGCUGGCUCGGCCCAUGUCCAUGGUGCCCAACAUUCCUGGAAUUCCUGGGCCUCCCAUCAACACCAGUGGCUCCAUUUCCCCAUCAGGACUUCCAGUGCACUCAGAAGCCAAAAUGAGGCUGAAGGCCAGUCUGACAGCAUCUUCCUCGCUGAAUGGCAGCAACCUGGUGGUGGGCUCAGCCAGCACCAUGGUCACGGCGCGUCCGGAGCAGAGCCAGAUCCUUGUCCAGCAUCCUGAUGCUCCUUCCCCAGCUCAACCACAGGUGUCCCCUGCCCAGCCCACCCCCAGCACGGGGGGUCGGCGCCGGCGCACGGUGGACGAGGAUCCGGACGAGCGGCGGCAGCGAUUCCUGGAGCGG